AUGACUGACUUUGAAAGAAUCAAGAACUCUGACUUCGAUAUCCACUUCCACAAGGACACUGACGAGAUCGAGGAAGAUGGAACCUUGAUUGUCAACAGGCAAAAUGCUGCAAAUUCUAAAUACCCUGAGUUCCUACCAACUUGGAACCCAGCGGAAAAGUAUCCACCUCUCAAGUUCUUCAAGCAUGAAGAUCCUGGCUUUAGAGCUGAUCCUAAGCUCCGCAAUCUCUUCCCCGAGGAUAAGGAAUUCAAGACCAAGAACAUCACUCCUAAGCUAGGCUCAGAGGUACAUGGAAUCCAAUUGUCUGAAUUGAGCGAUGCCGCCAAAGACGACUUGGCCCUCUACGUCGCCCAAAGAGGUGUUGUUGUAUUUAGAGAUCAAAACUGGGCCUCCAAAGGACCCAAAUUCAUCGUCGACUUCGCCAGACACUAUGGCAGGUUGCACAUCCACCCUACCUCGGGAGCACCUAAGGGCUUUCCUGAGUUGCACAUCACCUAUAGAAGAGCCGAUCCCAACGAGUUUGAGCGGACUUUCCAACACAAAAACAACAACGUCGACUGGCACUCGGACAUAUCCUAUGAGCUCCAGCCUUCAGGAACUACCUUCUUUGCUGUGCUCGAAGGACCAGAGGCUGGUGGAGAUACCAUUUUUGCCAAUGCUGUUGAAGCGUAUAAAAGAUUAUCACCAGAAUUUCAGCAGAGAUUGGAGGGCUUGCAUGCUUUGCACUCUUCCUUGAACCAGGCACAAAACUCCGCUGGACACGGAGGAGUCCAAAGAAGAGCUCCAGUGGAGCAUGUUCAUCCAUUGGUGAGGGUUCAUCCAGUUACUAAGGAGAAGAUACUUUACGUGAACAAGCCGUUCACCAGAGGAAUUGUCGAGUUGAAACAGGAAGAGUCAGACUACUUGUUGGACUUCUUGUACCAUCACAUUGAGCUGGCUCAUGAUUUGCAGUUGAGAGCACGGUGGGAGCCUAACACUGUGGUAGUGUGGGAUAACAGAAGCACUCUCCACUCGCCAAUUAUCGACUGGGACUCUCCAGUGUCUAGACAUGCUGUAAGGGUUACUCCACAGGCAGAGAGACCAAUUGCGGACUUGGCUGACUUGAAUAAGCCCGAACCUAGUCUUGGUGACGUUGAGGAGACCCUCGACAAGUUUUGA
Molecule: messenger RNA, 1158 nt
Organism: Candidozyma auris
Lineage: Eukaryota; Fungi; Ascomycota; Pichiomycetes; Serinales; Metschnikowiaceae
Product: TauD/TfdA dioxygenase family protein
Exons: 1
Coding region: 1-1158 (385 amino acids)
Biological process (GO): sulfur compound catabolic process
Cellular component (GO): cytoplasm
Molecular function (GO): sulfonate dioxygenase activity
Source: RefSeq, a predicted model, not a curated record